Molecule: messenger RNA, 3046 nt
Organism: Calidris pugnax (ruff)
Lineage: Eukaryota; Metazoa; Chordata; Aves; Charadriiformes; Scolopacidae
Gene: SCFD2
Product: sec1 family domain containing 2
Exons: 9
Coding region: 30-1982 (650 amino acids)
Biological process (GO): intracellular protein transport; vesicle-mediated transport
Source: RefSeq, a predicted model, not a curated record
GUGUGUUGUGGCUGUCAGCGGUACUCGCCAUGGCGGCGCCGGUGGCCGAGCUGCGGCGGGUGUGUCGGCAGGCCUGGGAGCCCGUGCUCGCCGUGGCGCCCCGGGCCGUUGUCUUCCUGGACGCGGCCUCCGCCGAAGCGCUGCACUGGGGAGGCGGCGGGGCGGGGGAGCUGCUGGCGGCGGGGGCUCUGGCCGUCAGGGCGCUGGCGGCUGAGGCAGCGGCGGGGGGGUCCCGCGUCGUCUUCGUGGUGAACGGGCCGUUGCGGGGCGGCACAGCCGCCGCCGUGAGGAGGGUGCUUGGCCAGGGCGGCGUGCGGCACUGCGUGCUGGUGUCCGGCGGCGAGGCGGAGGGCGGCGGGGCGGCCGAGCUGGAGGAGACCCUACGGCGGUGGAUGGGCGAGGGCGGCCGCGCCGAGGUAGUGCUGCGGGGACCGCCGCUCCUGGCCCCCGUCUCGGCGGAGCUCUGCCUGCUGCCUGCCCUGGCGGGGCUCCUCAUGCCUCUGCCCGGCCCCGGCGGGCCCGGCCCCGCGGAGGUCGGGCUGGGCGCCCUCCCCGCCGAGCUGCGGGCGGCGGUGCGGGCCGUGGUGGGCGACCUCGACGCUCUCUUCGCCGCCCUGGGCCUGCGGGAGGAGAGCUUCGCCGUGGGGGCCCUCAGCAGGGUCGUCGCCGCCGAGCUGGCAAGCUACGCCUCGGCCAGGAACAGGAGGAGGACAGCCAUCAACAAGGCCUCCGUCGUCUUCGUGGACAGGACGUUGGACCUUGCUGGAGCAGUUGGUCAUCACGGCGACAAUCUUGCAGAGAAGAUACUUUCUGUGCUUCCCAAGCUGCCUGGCCACAAGACCGAUGUGAUGGUUAACAUGGUGGAACUUACAGCACUGCAGACUGCGGAUGAAACUUGCAGUAUUAUAGCACCUGGCUGCUUAGCACAACCAAAUGAUCCAGCUGCCAAAGCUCUCUGGGAGUCUUUCAUGAACCUCAAACAAAAGGAAGCUGUGAUGGAGGCGAGGAGACACCUUGUGGAGGCUGCGAGCAGAGAAAAUUUACCUAUCAAGAUGAGCAUGGGCAGAGUCACCCCGGAACAGCUCAGCUCAUAUGUUCAGCUUUUCAGAAACAAUCUCAAAGCUUUGGAGAACCAUUGUGGUCUUCUACAGCUUGUGCUGGCCACAGUCCAGACUCUGAAACACCCCCAGACUUCCAAAUGGGACAACUUCCUUGCCUUUGAGAGAUUACUUCUGCAGACUAUUGGCGAGUCAGACAUGCCCAGUGUUUUGAACCAGUUAUUGCCAAUGAUCAAGUCUUACAACGAGAGGACAAAAGAUGAUUAUACCUGCGAGGACUUCCUUAUCUUGCUGGUAUACAUGUAUUCUGUGGUCGGAGAAAUCAAAAGUGGAAAAGAGCUGGAGGCAGCUGAAGAAGAGGUGAAAAAGGCCCUCGUCAAGGCCAUUUGCGAUGAGCCGGAGCCACCUCCUGUGUUGAGGAAAAUAACAGGCUGCGACUCGUUGCUGAACCUGACAUCUCAGAAAGCCACAGAUGCAGUGGACGAGAUCUUUCGGUCCCUCAGGGAUAUUGCGAGAGCUCGAAUGCACAUGAAACAGUUUAAUUCCAUACAUAAUCCAGGCAGCAACACCCACCAGGCUUCUUACAGACCGCUGCUGAAACAGGUGGUGGAAGAGAUCUGUAACCCUGAUCGACCUGAUCCUGUUGAUAUUGAGCACAUGUCAUCAGGCCUCACCGAUCUCCUUAAAACUGGAUUCAGCAUGUUCAUGAAGGUGAAUCGCCCUCACCCUGGUGAUCAUCCUCUUCUGAUCAUCUUUAUGGUUGGCGGAGUGACAGUCUCCGAGGUCAAAAUGGUGAAGGAUCUGGUAGCAACACGCAAACCUGGUACCCAGGUGAUGGUGCUCUCCUCUGCGCUCCUGACGCCAUGCAGUGCUGUUGAGUUGUUGUUUGCCCCAGACCGUCUCCAGCCUGACGCCGAUAUCUGAGGAGGGAGGUUCUGUGGAGAAGAGGAGACUGUGCCUCAGCUGGAAACAUCACAUCCCUGGUCUGUCACCCUUCCCAAGAGCCUUUCCAAAAAAUGACAUGUUCCCUGCAGGUACAGAAUCGUAGUAUGGUUUGGGUUGGAAGGGACCUUAAAGAUGAUUUAGUUCCAACCCCCUUCCCAUGGGCUAAGACACCUCCCACUAGAGCAGGUUGCUCAAAGCCCCAUCCAGCCUGGUCUUGGACACCUCUAGGGAUGGGGCAACCACAGCUUCCCUGAGCAGCCUGUUCCAGUGUCUCACCCCCCUCACAUGGCUAUGGCUCCAGCGGGGUGAAGCAGCUGGGUAUCUGGCUGUGGGGAAACAUGUGCAGCUCACAGGCAGCUCUUCAAAAUGGUCCAGAAACAACUCCCCCUCCUUAAACAUAACACCAUGUGGUGCUGGAUCACCCCAGCUCCGCUCUGCGUGGCCAGGAUGAUCACUUGUAAUAAUUCCCUAGAAACAGAGCAGCCGAGGACCAGGUGAUGCUGAAUUUGCCCUCCCUGAGCUGUACUUUUCUCUCUGAUGGUUCUUUCCUGAUGGUUUCGCUGGGGUGACUUCUGGUGGGAAAUGCUGCUGAGGGAGUGGAAGGACAGCAAAAACCCACCCUCUCUGUCAGGCUCCCUUGCAACUCAUGUGCCUUAUACAGCAUUAACCACCUCUGCUCUUACUUCAUCCCUCGCCCCAGAGAGGUGACAGAGUGCUACCCAGAUGGAGUAGCUCCCAGUCCGGUGAUGGUCUCCCAGCAGGACUGGUGGGGGCAGAGAAGCAAGAGCCAGACCCAAGGGCUGGGUUAUGUGGUUGCUUCUCUCUCAGCUUCCUCUUUCCUGCUCUAGUUUCUCCACCCACAGUCCCAGGAGAAGAGGCUGUUUCUGAUGGCACACUUCUCUGUGGGUUUAUGCGGGAGGACAUAUGGGCUGUGAUGGUUUGAUGAUAACCCUGGAAGAAUCCUCCCCUCUCAUGCAUUUAAAAAAGAAAAAGAGAGGGAAAAAAAAAGAAAAGCACGAUCCCAUUUUUCAAGAGGCCGUAGC